Coffea arabica (coffee) is the source of this 4788-nucleotide messenger RNA. RefSeq lists its product as uncharacterized. The record is from RefSeq and is a predicted model, not a curated record. NCBI's taxonomy places the organism in Eukaryota, Viridiplantae, Streptophyta, Magnoliopsida, Gentianales, Rubiaceae.
GACAACUAUCACGUCCCGAGGCACAACCUAUUUUAAAGCUUCGACCUAAGAAGGCUAAUGAAAGUGGUAAUCUGCAGGUUUCCGCUACGACUGCCACAUACAAUAGGCAAACUACAACGGUUUCUACUGCUUGGCAGGUUUCCUCUACGACUGCCGCAGACAAUGGGCACAUUGCAUCUGCUUCUACUGCUGGGAUUGGGGUAUCAUCAGGUGUAGUUGACAUUCUCAUAGUCCCAACUUCCGAGAUUGGUUCUACCCAAAUUUCGAAUGGGUUGGAGUUGACGUUAAAUCAGGCUGUUGUAAUGACUGAUGCUGAAGUUAUUGUUGCUGAACGAAUUCCUAUUCAGGCUAUUGGGCCAAGUGUAUCACUUGGUUUGUUUGAGGUUGAGUUUCAUAAGAUACAAAAAUUCGAGGGUUCGCUGGUUGGAUCUUCUGCUCAAGUUAACUUAUCAACUAUGAUCGAUGAUGGUAUCAAAUCUGCUGCUGGUCAUAUCAUUCAAGAUGUGGUUGUUCGAGUGAUUCAAGAAAAUGCUGAAGAGGCUGCUAAUUAUGCUGGUGUUGCUGCCUCUAGUGUUGAUGGAUCCAAAGGGGAGGAGGAGGAUGUUUUGGAAGAGCUUCCCUCUCAGGCAGGAAAUCUGUCGCCGUGUCAUCCACCUCGCCACAGGAAUUUGGUGGAGCUCUCGCAUCCUCUCGUUGAAGCGUUGAAUGUUGAUCAAGUGGCGGUGUUUGAGCAAGGGUUCAGUCCAGCUAAACAUAGGGGUAUUCGUGCGAAAUUCCCAUCAGAUCGAUAGGGAGCUCAGAUGUACUUCUGCUGAGAGGCAUUAUUUGUGGAGGGAUUUGCUUCAAGACAAACCAUGUGGAGCAGUUUGGUGUAUUGUGGGGGAUUUCAAUGUGAUUGUGUAUUCUAGUGAGAAGAAGGGUGGCAAGCCCUAUCAUCCCUCUGAGGGGUUAGAGCUUUUGGAUUUUAUGAACAAUGUUGGCAUUUUUUAUGUUGAGUUUUUGGGUUCCAGAUUUACAUGGUGCAGUAAUAGGUAUGGCCGGGCAAGAAUUUGGAAAUGGUUGGAUCGAAUGCUGAUUAACAUUGAAUGUUUAGACAUGGCUUCUUCGAUUUUGGUUUCCCAUUUAGUGUGUGAACCAUCAGAUAAUGCACCGCUCCUUAUUUCCUUCUCUUCUAGGUUGGAUAACAAGUCUCGCUUGUCCAGAUUUCUAAAUAUUUGGACUUCAAAUGAUGGUUUAAGGGCUGUAAUAAAGGCAGCCUGGCAAGUAGAGGUGACAGGUUCUCCAUUCUACAUUGUACGGGUGAAAUUGUGUGGUGUUGCUAGAGCUUGCAGUAGUGGAACAAGGAGAUAUUUGGGGAUGUCUUCUGCAACGUGAAGAAGGCUGAGAAAGCUGUACUUAUAGCUGAAAACUGCAUGCAGUUGGAUAACUCAGAGGAGGCUCAUAUUGAAUUACAACGGGUCAAGACCGAAUUAAAAAGGGUAUUGGCCAUUGAAGAGCAGUUUUGGCGUCAAAAGUCUAGAAUUAAGUAGCUACAGCAUGGAGAUCGAAAUUCACGAUAUUUUCAUUCGGUGGUCAAACAGCGAAGGUUUCAGGCAAUGAUUCAUAGAAUUAAAGACGUGAGUGGUAAAUGGAUUAUGGAUGACGAUGAAAUAGGAGCAGAAGCUAUUGGAUAUUUUGGUACAUUGUUUUCGGUAGACCCUAUUCCUGAGUAUCAAUUGUUGCAUGCUAUCCCUAACUUGAGCUCUGAUAUCAACAAUAAUUUGUUAGAAGCAAUCCCAUCAUUGGAUGAAGUUAAGAAGGUGAUCUUUGACAUGGAUGGGGAUAGUGUAGCAAGACCGGAUCGAUUUACGGGAAAGUUUUUCACAUUUGCUUGGGAGAUGAUAGCUCAGGACGUCUACGAGAUGAUAGUAAGUUUUUCUGCAGUGCGGAACUUCCUCAUUUUGUAACUGUUAUGUCUAUUGUCCUUAUUCCAAAGGUUAUAAAUCCUUAAGAUUUUACCCAAUUUUGCCCUAUUAGUGUUUGUAAUUUUUUGUAUAAGGUUAUUUCUCGGAUAUUGGCAAGCCGUUUGGCAUCUAUUUUUUCCUAUAUUAUUUCCCCUCAACAAAGUGGUUUUGUGAAGGGGUGGACUAUAUAUGAUAAUUAUCUUUUAACUCAGGAGUUGAUAUCUAACAUUGGUAAGAAAUUCAGGGGCGGAAACGUGGCGUUGAAACUUGAUAUGGCUAAGGCGUAUGAUAGGAUGUUUUAGUUGUUUAUAGUAAAUAUGUUGCAUCGUUUUGGAUUUGGGGAAAGGUUUAUUGACAUGAUUUGGAGGCUUUUGUCAAAUGUUUGGUUUUCUGUGAUAGUGAAUGGAGAGUCUUUUGACUUUUUAAAGUUCUCUAGGGGGUUUUGGGAAGGGGAUCCAUUAUCACUAGCAUUGUUUAUGAUUGGGGAGGAGGUGCUAUCUAGAGGCCUGAACUUGUUAGCUUCUCAAUCGGAUUUCUGGGAUUUAAAGGCCCUAGAAAUUAUCCCCCUAUUUCCCACCUGGCGUUUGCGGAUGAUGUUACAAUUUUCACUAAUGGUUCCUCUCCGUCUUUGAAGAAAGUUAUGAGUGUUAGAUUUGUAUCAAAAUGAUUCUGGUCAGUUAAUAAAUGCACAUAAAAGUGGCUAUUUAGUUCAUCCUCAGGGUUCGGUGGUUUGGCAUAGGGUUAUUGAGAAGAUCACCAAUUUUAAAAGGAAAGGUUUCCCAGUUCGGUAUUUAGGAUCUCCGCUAUACUUUGGUAGAUGCAAAAGUGCUUACUUUGCAUAUUGGUAUCAGGCGAUUGCUAACAAGGUGUUCUCGUGGAAGUCUCAGUUGUUAUCUCAUGGUGGUAAGAUUAGUUUGAUUAAACAUGUGCUUUCAAGCAUUCCUGUUCACUUGCUUACAUCGGGGGUAAUGUCUAAAGGUACAUUUCAUAUUAUUGAAAAGGUUUGUGAGAAUUUCCUUUGGGGUACAUACCAAGAGUCGAAUAAAUUUCAUUGGGUUGGAUGGUGGGAUCUUUGUUAUCCUCCGGAGGAGGUUGAUGUUGGGUUUCGAUCCAUUUAUGAGAGUUAUAGGGUAUUUUCAUGUAAGUUGUGGUGAAAUUUUAGGAGUAGAUCUUCAUUGUGGGCAAGUUUUCUGCAUGCUAAGUAUUGUUACGGAGUUCAUCCGUGUCAAACCCAAAUCAGCUCUGCAAGCUCGGGUAUAUGAAAAAGGAUGUUGGACAUAACGGGGCUGGCAGAGUUAUUUAUAUUUUGGAAGCUGAAUAGUGGAAGUUGCAAUUUUUGAUAUGAUAAUUGGGUAGGGUCAGGGGCUUUGUACCUAAAGGUUGAUGUGCAAGGGAAUGUGGGUUUUUAUAAUGCACUUGAUACUGGGGUUUGGAAUAGAAGAUUGUUGUAUCAAGUUUCACCGGUUGACAUUGUUAAAAAAAAAUUUGGAUAUGGAGGUUCCAGAUAGGAACUUACUGGAUGUCACAAUUUGGGCUUCAUCUUCAUCAGGCAUGUUUUCUUUAUCUUCUGCCUUCCAGGAGAUUCGGGAUGUAAGAAAGUCAUCAUUUGUGUGUAGCAAGAUUUGGCAUUCGCAAGUGUCAUUGAGAGUCUCCUUUUUUAUGCUGCGCUUGCUUCGGGGAAGAUUACCUUUAGAUGAUGUGUUAUCCUAGUUCCAGUUUCAGAUGCCUUCCAAAUGUUUUUGUUGUGUACACUCCCAUUGUGCGACGGCUAAACAUGUGCUUUUGGAAAGGGAGUUGGUUGUGGCAGUUUCACAUUAUUUUGGUUCGUCUUGUGGAAUUCGUUCUGUUGGUGAUCAUUUAAGGGGAUUGCUGGCUAGUUGGUGAUAUAAACUAGCAAGGACGGAACGAUUAAAAUUUAUUUUUCGCCUUUUGCCAAUAUUUAUUUGCUGGAACCUAUGGAAGGCAAGGAAUGUAGCUGUCUUUCAAGGAGUGAAAUUGGAUUCUCAAUCGGUUUGUCGAGCCAUCUUUUAGGACUUGAAGGAUGCAUAUUGGAUUAAGUUUAGAGAGUUGCAAGAUGUUGUUUACUGACCUCAAUUCUUGGGGUCUGUGGCGCAACGAUGCGAGGAGAUUACAAUAACAAUGGUUCAUUAGGUGUCUCCUCAGUUGCGGUAGGUUAAGCUCAAUAUAUAUAGUUGCUCGAAGGAUAAUCCAAAAGUGAGUGGAGGAAGGCGGAUAAUGCGGGAUUCCUUGGGGCGAUAAAUUUUUUCUUUUUUUUGCAUUUUUUGGAUCUGGUAGUAACAUGCAAGCUGAGGCCAAAGCUUUGUUGGUAGGGAUUAAACUAUGUUUUCAAUGGGGAAAUAUGCAGUUAGUGGUUGAAUCUGACUCGAUGGUACUUGUGCGGAUCCUGAAUACAAAGUAUCAGUGUCCGUGGUCUAUUAGUAGGGAACUAGAGUAGAUUCGUGUCUUCUUUUCUGAUAUCUUAAAGUUUCAACAUUGUUAUCCAGAGGCUAAUAAGGUUGCUGAUAUUUUGGCGAAUGAAGGUUGUGUCAGUCCACAGUUCGAGGUGUGUGCAUAUGAGCGAGUAGCUGAGUUACCGAGGCUGGCUAGAGGGGAGGACAGGUUGGACAUGUUAUCUUACCCUUCCUUUCAAAGGCGACGAAGUUCUAAAAGUCAAUCUCCUUGAAAUUUCUUUCUAGUUUGUAUUAUUUGAGGUAAGGCUUAUGCCCUCUUCAUUAUCAGUUUGGUAUUGUAAUAAACUUUGGGCUGGCAUCCAGACCCCGUGAACGAGGAUUGCCAAAAAAAAUUAAUAUAGUAAGUUGAAAUAUGAAAAUUUAUUUGUUUCAUG